Molecule: messenger RNA, 846 nt
Organism: Ceutorhynchus assimilis (cabbage seed weevil)
Lineage: Eukaryota; Metazoa; Arthropoda; Insecta; Coleoptera; Curculionidae
Source: the annotation of a GenBank genome assembly
AUGUUGGAGUUUCUUUAUAGACGAGAAAAUGUAGAACUGCGGAUUCUAACGUCGAGAAUCACUGAGGCCCUAAGCCGCGAGCGCCGGAGUUCGAUAGUCAAUAAUAGAAAAACGCAAAGACAGAUAGAGUCCCUGACAGUCAGGGCGGAGGGGAAGAGCUAUAUGGAGGUAUUGAGAAGCAUCAAAGAAUCGGUCGAUGUGGACAAGCUGGGUUUGAAAAUCUCGUCUAUCAGAAAGGUGGGAGAAAACUCUCUCCGCCUAAACAUUGAAGGAGGCGGUGACAAGGCAAACUCACUAAAACGGGAGAUCCAAAACUCGGUAAAUAACACCAAAGUUAGAGUGAGGAACAACGACCAGGACUUUUUCAUCCUAGACAUUGAUGGAACCACCGGCGAAGCUGAGAUUGUGUCGAUGAUUCAAGGGGAGCUCGGACUUGAUCCGGGAUCCUUCACUAUAAAAGCACUGAACCCCAAUAGGGCGGGAAACCAGACGGCGAUAGUGGCGGUAAGGGAGGAACAUGCUCGCAAAUUCCAGGAAGCUAAAAGAAUAAGAAUUGGAUGGGUCGCGUGCCGUAUUAAAAGUAAGAUUCAACUUAUACGUUGCUACAGAUGCCUGGAAUUCGGGCACCGGACAACAGAAUGCAAAGGAGCAGAUCGCAGCAAGAAUUGCAUGAACUGCUGCUCGGCGGGUCACCAAGCCAGAGAGUGCCAGCAAGAGCCCUACUGCCUCAGCUGCGACAUAACAGGACACAGAAUGGACCAAACAAAAUGCCAAAAAUACAGGAGACUUUUGGAAGAAAGCAGGAGAAACACGAAGGACGCCCCGAGAAACACAAAUGACAGAUAA